This is a messenger RNA of Saccostrea echinata, 417 nucleotides long. RefSeq names its product zinc metalloproteinase nas-12-like. The transcript has 5 exons. NCBI's taxonomy places the organism in Eukaryota, Metazoa, Mollusca, Bivalvia, Ostreida, Ostreidae. The record is from RefSeq and is a predicted model, not a curated record. Bases 46 to 417 code for a protein of 123 amino acids.
UACAUAAAUAAUGGUAAGAAUUUACAUUUCAAUUCUACUACAAUUAUGGCGAACAGUGUGACCAUCGUAUUGUGUUGUCUCAUUGCCUAUGCAUAUUCAAAUACUUGCAGAGACAACUUUGACGCAUGUAAAAUGUAUGAGAAAACAGCAUGCGAAAGUCCAGCUUUUUUUCCUUGGAUGUUCCACAACUGUGCUCUGACCUGUGGAUUUUGUCGAUAUUAUAACUUAGACAUCAUGACAAACCCAACAACUCCAACAACUACCACAACUAAAGGGCCUUGUGUAGAUGUGUUUAACAACUGUACCGUAUAUAGCUCAGCCUGUGGACAAUCCGAGUUUAUGUCACAAUAUUGUCGGAAAACGUGUGGAGGUUGUAUCCCAGUUCCCAUAAUAGGAAAUGGGAAGAUAUUUGGCUGA